This is a messenger RNA of Aphanomyces invadans, 565 nucleotides long. RefSeq names its product protein TAR1. The transcript has a single exon. NCBI's taxonomy places the organism in Eukaryota, Oomycota, Saprolegniomycetes, Saprolegniales, Verrucalvaceae. The record is from RefSeq and is a predicted model, not a curated record. Bases 125 to 460 code for a protein of 111 amino acids.
GCAGAGAGCUGUAACUUUCACCGAAGUGACGCACCUCCUCCCUACCCAUCUCCCGCAAUUUAAACUGACUCUGACGUCACACCCAUGCACAGGGCACCAGCAAUUUUGCAACCGCCAAUGAAAUAUGCAUAGGAUAAACACUAGAAACGAUACGGUUCCCUUUCAACAGUUUCAGGUACUCUUUAACUCUCUUUUCAAAGUUCUUUUCAUCUUUCCCUCACGGUACUUGUUCGCUAUCGGUCUCGCACCAAUAUUUAGCUUUAGAUGGAAUUUACCACCUACUUUGAGCUGUAUUCCCAAACAACUCGACUCAAAGAAAGCGUAUCGUACACACAGACAACCUGAGCAGAGACGGGAGUAUCACCCUCCAUGCUGCCCUCUUCCAAGGGACUUGUCCCAGGUCACUAUGCUGACAACAGCCUCAAUAGACUACAAUUCGCCACUUGCGUGGAGAUUUUAAGCUUGAGCUCUUCCCGCUUCACUCGCCGUUACUGAGGGAAUCCUUGUUAGUUUCUUUUCCUCCGCUUAGUUAUAUGCUUAAAUUCAGCGGGUAGUCUUGUCUGAU